GCCAGGGCAACAUUCCCAAAACCUUUUUCUGUCUUUUUCGAAUUCGCUCACAGAUCGCUUCUUCUUUUCAUGAAAUUCUUUUCGUUCGCUCGGAAAUCUCCUGUUUCGCUGCUGGUUAUGGUGAAUCCACACACACAGGGUGAGGUUUUCUCAAUCAAAAUCGCUCGCAAAAUGCAUCUUGAUUUCCUUUAUUUUCGUUUCAUCGGACGAUUUUUGAUCUUCCGUUGAUGAAUUAACCCUAGUUUAUUCUGUUGAUCUACGAGUGUUCUUUCUCCGGUGAUCUCCGAAUCCUAUCUCCGGUGAUGUACGAGUGUUCUUUCUCUGGUGAUCUACGAGUCCUUUCUCCGGUGAUCUACGAAUCCUUUCUCCGGUGAUCUAAGAAUCCUAUCUGCGGUUCUCUGUUUGGAGUGUGGAGGAGAAGAAUCAAUUACAAAGUCCUUGCAGGCUUAGCUUGUUGAUGUACUUUGCAUGGGCCAGAGAAGCAGAGCCUCUAUUCUGUUUUCAGCUGUUUGCGAUGGAAACAACACUUAUGAUCUGGUGAUUUUUAUGUUCUUACAUACUGCUGACAAGUCCUGAUUCUCUGGUAAGCUGCACGGCAUUGAAUUUUAGUUCCACUGCAAGUUCAUUUCAUGUUUCAUUUUGAGCAAAGUCUGUUGUUGACGUUUAAAACAGCCCAUUAUUUGUUGGAAUUUAAACUUGCUUUCAAUGGUCAUCACCAUGUUUGAGAGGAUGGGCAGGAAAAAGUGAGGGAAAAGAGAAAGUUAGUUUAAUGGAAGUGAAUUAUAUUUUAUGAUAUGAGCUAAAGAUCAUAUGUUGUACUAGUACGUUAGCUGAGUGGCUCAAAUAUAUUGGUGUGAUAUCAUCACAUGGAGUUGGUAGGAGAAAUGCAAUGUUGCUAAUUUUUAAGAAGUUCAUGUUUAAUUAAUAGUCAUAGUGUCAUACCCGGACUUGUUACCCUAAAAUGGCUUUCUAGUAUAAAUCAUUGUCUUGCUCUCACAACCUUGAUUUAACAAUGGUUAAAGUUUUUAAGCUUCUGAAUUAUAUUGGUUCUCUACCCACCAAUUACUUAACUAAUUGAAAAUACAUACUCAUUAGAUUGAAUUAUUCUUAUUGAGCUGGUAUGCUUUGAUAAAUAUGCUAUGAUGCUCUGUUUCCACUAAUUCUGCUGCGUAAAUGUGCUAGUUAAACUCUGAGUAGGAGUGAUAAUUGAGGAAAAUUUACUGGUUGAACUCUGAGUAAGGGUGAUCAUAGGGAAAAUUAGUUAUUUUGGAAUUUUGGAGAUUUUCUUGAUAUGGUAUUAAUAUUUAUGAUUCCUUGGUUUAGAUGUUUGGUAUCUGGAGUUUUUCUCAUUAUUUCUACAGCUAACCUUAACAUUUAUCUCUUUGUGAUUAUUUUCCUUUUAUUUUGAGUGAUGUCUAAAAAGACAAAUUUGCCAGGUUUUGGUGAAAUAUGGGCUUGAUGGUGGUUUGUUUAUGCAUUUUUGCUUCUAUUAUAUUUGUUUUUUCAUGUUAGUCAUUAUGUGGUCGUGAAGGACGAUUUUCAUC
Molecule: messenger RNA, 1544 nt
Organism: Rubroshorea leprosula
Lineage: Eukaryota; Viridiplantae; Streptophyta; Magnoliopsida; Malvales; Dipterocarpaceae
Source: the annotation of a GenBank genome assembly